GUCGAACCUUCGCUUUAAAGUUUUUCGGCCUUCGGGCCCAUUACAUGUAGUUCAUCAAAAAUGAAUAUACUAAAGUGACUUCCAUUACUUUGCAUUACCGUAUCCGUGUCACAGCUCAUUGAAUCAUCCCUCGAACGGAUUGGAGUGGUGCGUUCCAUUAGAUGAAAAACAGAGUGACUCGAUAGAAUUCCCUUAUAAUCAUGGGAAAUGGUUCACCGCCAAGGUGCCGGACGGGCCAAGUGCAAGCAGAGCGUUAUUGUGGUAAUUGUCUGUCAUCGUUCGCCCAGGUGUUGAGGAUAUAGGGGAAUAGCUUUAUCCGAGCCUCGGAGUCACUUUUUCCCUUCGGGUGGAAUGUGUCCUCGGUAAUGCAUUAUUGUUAUUAUUUUGAGCCCACUUGGCGGGAUUAUUAUCAUUAGCACGGUGCUAAAGGACCUAAACACACGGUUGCGACGGGGUAAUGUAGUUAAAAUCGGAUCACAUUCGAAUGGUAGGUACUGGCACUGCGAGUGGGUGCGAUACGAUGUUUGACAGGCUCAAGCUCCUCGCACUGUUAGAAACCAUUAGGAGAAGGACUCGUAAGCGAUCAUACACGCACAUAUGUGUAUGUGCUUCCACUUGGGUUUUGAAGUGGAGGAGUACCCAUGAUGAAGGAAACAUUAUACUCUCUUUUGAGCCUUACAAAAUGAUCGGAACAUCGCGUCGUACAACAAGGGAGGAAAAGCACCAGACGGAGAGGUGGAACGAAUCCUUCCUUCUGUUGGAAGGAUGCACAACAAGGAAUCGGAUAUCCCGAGCAGGUGGGAACACACGUCACCAGUACAAAAGGUAGCAGAAUGAAUGAAGACGGAAAGAAAGAAACGAAACCAAGAGAAACCUACAAUGGCUAUAGCGCUAUCGCAGUGAGCCUCGUCAUGUUCGAUGUUUCCCUCCACGGUAACCAACGAUCCCGUCGAACAUCUGCCCUUUUUCCAUGCUGGCAGACGACUGAUAAAAGCUUCAGCAUACACAGCACAACAAAGCCCUCGGCUGGCGGGACAGGUAAAAGUUGUUGUCCUACGUACGUGGUACUACGGGUUAGUUCCAUCCACCUAGAGUGCAGCUUAUGAGCGAUGUAAUUUAUUUGCAAUUUAAAAUUACUGAUGAGUUUGAAAACACAAAUUCCUUGUACCUUUGUCAACUGACCCUGAGUCGUAAUGUGUGAAUUAUUACGGAUAAUGUGAUGUCCCGUCUGCAGGAAACACGGUCAAUAGGGGCCAGUCUUACAGAUAUUCCUUAGAUAAUAGAAAUUUUCUAAUUAUCUGUUUUUGUACAAUUUUUACUUUUGAAGACAAGCAACUAUCCUUCAAUUCCUUCUCAACAUAUGCGUAAGCAUGGUAAUUCGUAUCAAAAUACCAUGCCGUAGCAUUAAUUAGGCAGGAAUCGAAUAUCAUCAUCGUAAGCUGGCCGGGUGGAUACGUCCAACUGCGAUUCCGUCUGCGAUCAGUGGUAAUAGUGGCAAACACCCCGAAAACAGCAGGAUAUUCGAAGCGAGGCGAAAACGAAAAAAAAAAACAAUCCGUACAAAACUCGACGCACGUGGUCAACUGAUCGAGAUUGCUCGAACCGUGGUUUGAACGAAAUGCGGGCCCAGAGUGAACGUGGAGUGUUUGUGUGCAAUAAAGCGUAUUAAUAAAGAGUUUUGAUAUCAGCGGUACAACGGCUACAACAGGCAAUCCAGCAAAUACAACGUUAACAACAGCGGCACGGCUACGACCGAAAAGUAACACAUCGUCCGAGCGUACCGAUUCGUACCGCUUCUCGAUGGCGAACCUGGAGGAAACGCAAGAGGCCGAGCUGGAUGCCAUAUUGGGCGAACUGAGCAUACUGGAAGAGCGAGGUGAUCUGCGUCAUGGUCGUAGUCACAGUCGCACCAACUCCACAAUUUCAGCAGCUACAAAUACGACGCUUUCGUCUGAAAGUGGCUGUAGCAGUGUGGCAGCCGAUACAGUCUGCAGUGGAGGUAGCAUCGCAAGCGGUAUGGGAGUCCCCGGAGUCGGUGGAGGUAGUAUCAGUCUACACCGUGAACCACGUACCGACAGCCCAGACAAUGAUUCCGCCUUCAGCGAUACGGUGUCGCUGAUGUCGAGCGAAUCGUCCGCUUCGAGCAGUGUAAGCAGCUCUCAUCUCAAGCACCUCCAGGCGGCAGCUGGGGGAGCAGUGGUACAUAGUGCUACAUCGGGACCAACAGUUAAUCAGCAAAAUCUGUUAGAUGGCGGGAAACAGGCUAAAAUUCACCUCGCACUACAAAAGCUAGAACAAGCCUCGGUUAGGCGACUGUUCGUGAAGGCAUUCUCUGCCGAUGGUGCCUCCAAGUCACUGUUGGUCGACGAAACGAUGAGCUGCGGGCACGUGACGCGACUGUUGGCAGACAAAAACCACGUUCAGAUGGAACCGACUUGGGCCAUCGUAGAGCAUCUGCCCGAGCUGCAAAUGGAGCGUCUGUUCGAAGAUCACGAAAUGCUGGUAGACAACUUGAUGCUGUGGAAUCGGGACUCGAAGAAUCGGGUGCUGUUCCUUCAGCGACCGGAUAAGGUAGCACUGUUUAAGACACCCGAAGCUUUCCUGCCCGGUACACAGAUGGCUCCCGGAAGUGAGCACGACGAGCAUACAAGGACGAUGUUGCUGGAUGAGUUUUUCAGCAGCGGGAGUCAGAUCACGCUGGAAGGACCCCUGUACAUGAAGAACGAUGCCAAAAAGGGCUGGAAGAAGUAUCACUUUGUGCUGCGGGCAUCCGGGUUGCAUUACUACCCGAAGGAAAAAACACGUUCGGCAAAGGAUCUGCUGUGCCUGGCGCUGUUUGCUGGACACGAAGUGUAUCGUGGUCUUGGCUGGAAGAAGAAGCACAAAGCCCCGACAGACUACACGUUCGCACUGCGCUGUCCUAAAGUACCGCCCGGUGUGAAAGGUAUACGGUCGGUGAAGAUGUUGUGUGCCGAAGAUGCGUCCACAUUGGAAAACUGGAUAACUGCCAUACGCGUUAUGAAGUAUGGAAAGAAGCUUCUAGACAAUCACCGAACACUGCUGGAUGAUUUGGCUCGGGAAGAGCUAGAUAAACUUAGCUCUGCCCGCAGCAGCUCCAUUGGGAGCAUUGUAUCGUCCGUUCCUUCACAGUGUAGCACGGGAAGCAGCAACAGCAGCGGAAGUGGUAGCAAUCAUCUCCUAGUUCCUCUCAACACUACCAAUGGCAGUAAUAGCAAUGGCUGCGCGACCAACGGAAAUGGACGCCUGUCCAGGGCGUCAUCGUCAAGCUCGAGCGGAUGUCUGUCGGACGAGAACAACGGGUUUGAUUCCGAGUUUCCAACGGGCACCAUUAAACGCAAACCUUCGAUGAAACCAAAUCUUCCACUCACCUCGAUGACUCGCCAGCUAAAGGAAGUAGGCGAGACAACGCGACUGAAAGAUUCACCCGGUGCCGGAUCUACGUGUUCGGGUUCCAUAGGUGAAGGAGGUACGCUUACGCGACGUCACAGUCGGCGAAGAAGUGAAGAGAGUACCGGCAGCGGUACCCUUAAACGACGCCCGAUUCCAACACAAAAUCGUGGCUCGAUUGAAAGCAUGAGUUCCUCCGCCUCAACGCCAACGCCCAUGGGCAGUGUGUUGAACACGCCGGUCAACUUUGAACCACCGGUGAUCAUCUUGAGCCCAUCGGCUCAUCCAACAAUCGUCACACCAAACGGUGGCCCCGGAACGAUCGUUGAACCGAUACCGUCCUGCAUGACUGAUUCGACGUUUUCGCUUCCGCCACCACCGCCACCACCCGCUACGGACGAUCCGGCGAUAAUGGGAGCGGGGAACUUUUCCGGCUCUACGUUGUCGCUCGAUUCGCUACCGCCUCCGCCACCUCCGAACGAACUCGACAACUCAUUCACUGGAUCUCAACUGUCGCUGGCUUCUGUGCAAUUACCUCCUCCGCCACCACCGUCGGCGUCGGCAGGUUCUUCCAUCACAAAUGUACAGUCUUCCUCCGUACUACCUGCCGUUAGCAUAACAAGCAACACGAAUGGUGGCACCAUUCGUCAGCAGGAACAGCGUUCAAUCAAUGCGAUGCCCUCCGUGGCGCAGUCGAUAAUGAAGCUGAACAGCCACAGUCACACGUUACCGAACCCAGCACCUACGGCCAUCUUGAAGAAGGAACCAAUUUACUCGAAAACGCUAAAGCCCUCGGCACUGAAAGCUCCUCCGUACAAGGCACCACCUCCUUACAACGGUAGUGAUGGUUCCGCUUCCGAUGUACCGGUGGCUCCUGCAGCUCCAGCGAAGAGUGUAUCGUUUGCCGAAUCACCAGUGUUGCUGCGACGCAAGGUGUGUUUUGAGGAUGAAAUGCAAGAAGUGCCACCGUCCCCGAGACGUCUCUGUGCCACGUACAGCGUCGGUCCUCCGGCUCCACCACCAAGAGCCGAAGCAACGCGCCUUUCGACAACGUACACCUCGCCGAAGCGGUUGAGCGAAUCGAGCGCUAACCCUCCUCGUGAUUUCCUUAAAGAUCUCCAGCGUGUGAUGAACAAGAAGUGGCAAGUAGCGCAGAAAUGUAAGCUAGAACCAGCGACAACUCCACACGAAGUGCUCGGCUUCCGUGACAUUCACGGUGGUAACGAUCUGUACUCGUCCGCCACACCUUACUAUCGAGAGACGGCCAACGUGAGCAACUGGGUGCAGGAACACUACGGUGGAGCACCGGACGGUUUGUACGAGAAUCUAGGCAGCAACAUGGGCAUGGAACCAAACUAUCCCAUCGUUCCGAACGUAGCAGUGCCACUCCAUCAGCAACUUCCGAGUGGUGGCCCUCUGCCUGCUGCAAGUGGAGGUAGUGUAAAGAAGCGACCACCUCCACCACCACCAAAGCGCAGCGAGAAGACACAACUGACCACCACGAACACUACUGUUGGCCACACAGGUACCACAAUAUCACAACCUGGCCCUUCUCCUCAUCUUCAUCACCAUCAUCAUCAGCAGCUGCUGAAUCAUCAAUACCUACAGCAGCAGCAGCAACAACAGCAGCAACAUCAACCACCACCAACCCAUCAGCAACGGGUCUGAACCCUACUGUGCCUGUAUUGGCCACAAUGCAGGAAAGAAAGUGCUACUAAAACCGAUACGUACUAGCGUCGUGGUAGGCAAACGCCUAAAUGUAUGUAAUGUAUUGGCCUAAGGGGGUAGAAACGUGCGUUGGAAAAACGCUUACGCAUACAUAUACGCAAACUGUGCGAAACGAAAGUCUGCUUAGAAAAUGAAUGGAAUGUUCUUUCCAGUAACGAACUUUUACGACAUAAGGUUAGGAAUGAUCUAAUGCUGGUAAGCAAAUCGAGUAAUUUAGAAGCGCAAUCGAUCAAUCAUUAUUGUGAUUAGGUAGCAAAGCAAAGAAAUACCGCCAACACUAACGGGGAAGGGAGACGGAACGAAAUGCCGUUGUUUAAGUAUAAUUUAUUUAAACUCUUUACUACUGCUCUCAUGCCACCGGAUGAGCUUCGGAGCUAGUGGUAACUUUAAUCGCAAGCAAGCGUAAAUGAAAAGUUUGCAGCUUGUGUAAAAUAAUUCACUACAUUUGCACAGUACUACUCUGUACGUUAGUGUUUAAGAAUCUCGAAUUGAGAACGUUCGGAUUCCGGACAACGGACAUUCGCCGGAACUAUGUACAGUUUCUUAUGCUUUGUUUUAGGACGGAUCACGGAUCAAGAGGGUUUUGAUUGUUAAAACAUAAUAAAGCGAUAUAAAAUAUCCGGCUCCAACAGAACCAACGCGGGAAUGGAUUGGCCAUGGAUGGCCCUCGUGGGCCCACGUGGUUGUUGUUAGACUGAGAAAUAGCGAGAGAGGCGAGAAUGUUGUGAGAGAAGGAUGCUUGCUCGGCACAGCAUCAACUGAAUGAAAGCACUGAAACUGAAGAAGUACGCAGAGAAGGAUGUUCAACCUUACUAAACCAAAUGUGAAAAUCCGAUCCCAAGAGCCCACGGGAGGGAUAGACGAUAGGGAAGACAGUUUACUGUACAGUUUUUUACGGUUCUGGACAUGGUGUGGAUAGGAAAGGAUUAGUAAACGCCAGCUACCCAGUGUUGCUGCGUGAACGAUUUACUAACAGCAAGUGCCAUGGGCUUAGCGUAGUUUUUAAGAGGACGCAUAUUAAUAUUACCAUUUAGUGUGUCGUAAUAAAUCUUCGGACCCGGAUAUGUAACGUCAACUUCACUACUAUUACUACUCUGUGCUUCUUCAUCAUUUUACGUAGAUCGUGCGUUCGUUCGUGCGUACCCAUAGUAUUAGUGUCGUUACGAACCAUUUGCUUUUUGCUGUAAAACGUUGAUUCUCCUGUUCUUGGUGAGAUAAGUUAACUGUGUCCCACGCACAUGCAAUAAUCGGGGGGACAGUAGAUUGCAUUGAGUAAUGUUUUAUUUGAACAGUUUUGUCAUUGAAUGGUUACUAUUAAGCUUUUACGGGAAGCGUUUUGUAGUAAGGAUGGGUAACCUGUCCAGCUAGGGCCUUUUUGGUAGUGGAAAUAUGUGCGCUUUUGGAAGCAUCAUUUAUGACGAUUUAUAACGAUUUUACACGCAACCGUAUACGUUGCGGUACGAUCAAUAUUAUAAGUAUGAUAAUACACAAUAAAACACAAACAAAACACUUACACACAUACACACAAACACAGCUAAUAAUAAAACUUCAGACUACGAUUAUUCAAUAAAACACCACAAUGGAGGCAUACAAUAAUUUUACAAAAGAAUAUAUAUCGAAUUUUACAGUGAACGUGUGUAAUGUAAAGUUACAUCGAUGGUAGAAAGGAGCAGAAGUAAAAUUUUUGUGAAUGUAUGGUAAAAUACACGAAAGAAUGUGAGAGUGAGUUUUUGGGUGGUAAAGAAUUUCUUGUUUUUUUCUUUCUUUCUUUUUUGAUGAAGUAUUUUACACAGUCCAUGUAUUGGACGAUAAAAAAUGUAGUAGAAAGAACAAUAUUAAACUAUAAAAUACAAUCGAAUAUAAAGAUGAAGAAGAAAAAAAAACUGGACGGCAAUGGUCCGGAUGAAAAGUUGAUAAUAUAUUAGGAAUAAAAAUUGAAGAAUAGAAAAAAAACAUUGGUGCUUUCAAAA
Anopheles funestus (African malaria mosquito) is the source of this 7106-nucleotide messenger RNA. RefSeq names its product ras-associated and pleckstrin homology domains-containing protein 1 (gene pico). Lineage: Eukaryota; Metazoa; Arthropoda; Insecta; Diptera; Culicidae. Bases 1801 to 5076 code for a protein of 1091 amino acids. Gene Ontology annotation, biological process: signal transduction. The record is from RefSeq and is a predicted model, not a curated record. The transcript has 4 exons.